Messenger RNA from Tuber melanosporum (Perigord truffle), 1403 nucleotides. RefSeq lists its product as uncharacterized. The transcript is spliced from 3 exons. Gene Ontology annotation, cellular component: Sec62/Sec63 complex. NCBI's taxonomy places the organism in Eukaryota, Fungi, Ascomycota, Pezizomycetes, Pezizales, Tuberaceae. The record is from RefSeq and is a predicted model, not a curated record. The coding region runs from base 153 to 803 and encodes 216 amino acids. Gene Ontology annotation, biological process: post-translational protein targeting to membrane, translocation.
CGCUCCUUCUCGACUUGAGUCUUUCUCGACGAUUCACAUCCAACUAGAUACGCUCUCAAAAAAAAAUCUGACCCUCACUUUUUUCUUAGACUUGAACCCCAUUUUAAUCCACCUUUCACCAUAUCAAGUUUCUUAAACGACAUACCAACGUUAUGGUCAAGCUUUCAAUAAUAGCACCUUUGGUGUACAUUGCUGUUCUUGUCGGCACUCUUGCAGUUUUCUCAUCUUUAUAUCGGAAGCGAAAAGCCAACAAAGCUGCCUCCUUGGAGCCUUGGUUCGGCCCACACUAUCCCCGCGAUAUAUACCUGACGCUCUUACAUCAGGAGAACCCCAAAGUCCCUGACAACAUCCUCAAAGCAGCGCUCGUUCGACGCGCAACCGAAGAUAUCCGCCGCGUUGUCACCAUUCGCCAAGCCAAAGGUUCUCUUCAACAACUAUUACAAAAGGGUAGUAUCGGCGAUGACCUAUGGACCCGGUUUACCGUCGCUGAAGCCGAAAUUGAGGAGGAACUUAAAGAUGUUGCCAUGGAAGCCAAUGGAUUUAGCAGUGAAUGGGCUGCCAGUAUUUUUCAGAGUGCCAAUGAGAUUGUCCAAGCAACAAGGGUUCGAGAACGUGCUGCCGAAGUUGCUGAGCAGGCUGCAACCGAACGAGCAUGGUGGAAUGAGAAGAGAGAGCGUGCCUCGCGCGAAUUACUAGGAGAGAAUAACUCAGAUGAGGACGGCGUGCUGGUCGAAUCCUCGGGAUCUAGAGGUGCUGCAAGACCCGGCGCUGCGACUCGGGGGAAGGGGAAGAGCGCCAGCUAGUUUAUGAUAUACGGGUUGGUGGGAUAGAAAAUGGGGGAAUAUUGGCGCAUUCAUGUUUUCACACUCCUAGCUCGUGCAACGGCACUACAAUAAAAGUCCCAGAAGGUUCUGUCUUUUCUCUACUGUACCCUCAAAGGUCCACUUUGGUGAUCAAGGGAGAUCGACCAGGGAUUCGGUAUUCUGUACAUUAUUUUGUUCUUGCCUGGUUUCUUCUAAAUUUUCAGCAGCACUUUUCUUUUUUUCCCCCUUUUUAAGAUUUCUUCCGAGCAGGCAGGGAUUGGUUGGACGAGAUACUUGUAUACCGUAAUGGCAGUAUUGAGAGGCAUGACACGCGACACCUCUAGUGAAGGUGAUUCGAGCGAUCUUGAGGAGUGUUCUACAUGAAUGCAAGCGCAGAGGCAUUCGCAGGGUGGUGGUGGUGACGAUAGUUACAAAAAGUACCAAGUCACUCCGUGAGCGCAGAUGUCAUACCAGUAGAGAGCACCGUCGAAUGAACAUCUACUGGUACAUGGUAGGGGUAUAUUUUUAGUUGAGGAUAGCCCCCAUUUUCUUGUGUUGUGGGAAUUCCCGGUAGGAAAUGAAAUCAGAUAAGGAUGGAGC